AUGGCUCGCUGCCUGAUCGCCGAGUCGGCGUCGUUCGGCCCACCGGCGCCGCCACCCCGCGGAGGCCUGGCAACGCCCACCACGCUGCUCGACCUCGAGGGCGCCGACAGCGAGGGCCGCACGCCGCUCCACGUCUCCGCCUGGCAGGGACUCACCGACAUGGCCGCCCUCCUGCUCGACGCCGGCGCCGACGUCAACGCCACCGACAAGGAGAAGAGAACGGCGCUGCAGUCCGCCAGUUGGCAGGGUCCCCCUGCAAUGGUGUCGAAGGUUUCGUCGGCCGUGCUGAUGCCUCCGUCGUACCGGUCGCACUCGCCAGUCGGCGGACAGGACGUCAGCCCGGACAGCACCUCGGACCUGAAGCGCCGCUCGUACAUCUCAGUGGGCAACCAGUCGUCGAGCAAGAGCAGCUCCAACUUCACCGGCUCCUCCACCAAGUCUGCUCAGGGCGUCACCCUGGUGCAGCAGCCCAGGAUGGACCUCUCCUUCACCCAGCAGCUGCAACGCGCCUCCAAACACCGGCCCCUAAGCCAGGUGCUGCUGCUGUCGCCGCUGAGCGAGCCGCAGAGUCCGAUCUACGCGUCGCCGCCGCAAUCGCCGCUGAGCGACUCGAGCGUGCGCAACAGCAACAGCUCGCCGCCCAAGGGCGAGCGGCCGACGCUGGCCAACUCGACGGCCAUCAACUCGCCGUUCCCGGACACGAUGCCGGUGUCGCUGGCGCCGCUGUCGUUCACGCAGGACUCGCACAUGCGCAUCAUCCUGGGCAGCCGGCCGACGCCGCUCGACAACUCUGCCAAGUCGAAGCGCAACGGCAUCGCCACCAACCCCAACCUCAAGACCAGCGCCAACAGCGUGGCCGGCGGCAUCAAGGUCGGCCUGAAGAACGGCUUCGAGGCGGCCAGGAAGCAGGUCACGGCCAAGUGCCAGGCCACCAGGAGCAACGGCUUUCCCUGGAAGAAGGAGACGCCGCUCUAACCUCCUCCCCCUCUCACUCUCUCGUCGGUGUCUUUGAAAUUUCAUCGCUGUUUUUCGGUAUUAGCCUCUCUCCUAUAGACGGCAGCUGCUACGCUUUGUGAAAAUUUCCGGGUCUUUGUCACAGCGAUUUUUUUGUUUAAAUUGGAUAUAUAAUUAAUUUACAACUCAAACGGUCAUUUUCUGCUUCAAAUUAGGAAGCUUUGGCACAUUCCUAGCUUUGUUUUGUGUCCAACUGGAAGUAAGUCAAUUUUGCCAAUUUUCAAGAAAGCGAGAAAAGUGAAAUUUCAUCAGCAUCAGCAGAGCCAUCUCAUCAUUGCCAAAAGUAAUACCAAGACUUACGUAUAAGGAGCAGGUUGUAAAUAAAACUGACAGAGGUGCUAGACGGAUGUGAGAAGAACGAAA
Molecule: messenger RNA, 1377 nt
Organism: Cloeon dipterum
Lineage: Eukaryota; Metazoa; Arthropoda; Insecta; Ephemeroptera; Baetidae
Product: ankyrin repeat domain-containing protein 50-like
Exons: 3
Coding region: 1-975 (324 amino acids)
Biological process (GO): protein localization to ciliary inversin compartment
Cellular component (GO): ciliary inversin compartment
Molecular function (GO): protein binding
Source: RefSeq, a predicted model, not a curated record